AAGUAGAGGAAACGUCUAUUUGCAUUCAUCUUUUAUCUUCCUUGAUAGUUACAAAUAAAUAAAGUAUUAAAUAAAGAAGAAGGUGUUCAAAGGAGUUAAGUAAAAAAGAAUAAAUAUGGAUAUGGAUAUAUUUAAACUUACAUUCAAGGCUAUUCUGCUAUUUGGACCGAUAACAAUAGUUUUCUCUAGUACUGUGCAGCAAAUUGAUAUCAAAGACAACAAGAUACCCGUAAAAGGAGGAGAUAUACAGAUAGUAUGUGAGGUGUCGCAGUUUAACGACAUUGUUAGGGUCUAUAAGACAGAUUCCACACCUCCUUCAGACCGUAUUACUUCUUCAUUUAUAACAACUUGUCAUUCAUCAAAGUGUUAUGGAAGUAUACCAAGACAUACAUUCAGAACUAGUAGCAGUGGUGUCACUAUUACAGUCACCAAUCUCAAUAGAUCGGAAGACCAGAAAUAUUGGACAUGCGCCUUUUAUAACCAGAGGAAAUACAUGCAUCUUACUGUAUACAGUAUGUAAUAUAUAUACA
Molecule: messenger RNA, 530 nt
Organism: Ruditapes philippinarum (Manila clam)
Lineage: Eukaryota; Metazoa; Mollusca; Bivalvia; Venerida; Veneridae
Exons: 2
Coding region: 116-520 (134 amino acids)
Source: RefSeq, a predicted model, not a curated record